This is a messenger RNA of Pleurotus ostreatus (oyster mushroom), 1260 nucleotides long. RefSeq lists its product as uncharacterized. The transcript has 13 exons. Gene Ontology annotation, molecular function: nucleotide binding; oxidoreductase activity. The coding region runs from base 1 to 1260 and encodes 419 amino acids. NCBI's taxonomy places the organism in Eukaryota, Fungi, Basidiomycota, Agaricomycetes, Agaricales, Pleurotaceae. The record is from RefSeq and is a predicted model, not a curated record. Gene Ontology annotation, biological process: NADPH regeneration. Gene Ontology annotation, cellular component: cytoplasm.
AUGGCCAGCCAAGCUAAGCUCAAUGUAUUGAUGUGCGGUACCGGUGAAUAUACCACAGGAUGGACUGGAUCUGGUGCAUCAAAGUCUGACAAGAAGAUCGGGGUCGUUGGCCUGACAUUAUUUGAUUUGCGAAGACUGGGAAAGGUUGAUCAUCUUAGUAUGGUUGGUGUCAACGGCGGCAAGUUCCCCGCUAUUCGCGAACAUCUGGCCCAGAACAUUGGCAAUGUUUAUAAGGACAUGGAUCUCUCGUUUGACGCGUUCCCCGAGGAGGGCAAGGUUGAUCCCGAUGCUUACAAGGCCGCUAUCGACAAAUUGUCCCCCGGCGACGCCGUGAUCAUUUUCACGCCAGAUAGUACGCACUACCCGAUCGCUAUCUACGCCAUCAGGAAGGGUAUCCAUGUUCUUGUGACGAAACCCGCCACUCAGCUCCUCUCCCACCACAACGAACUCAUUGAUGCCGCUCGGGAAAAUAACGUAGUUUGCUUCGUCGAACAUCACAAACGGUUCGAUCCGGUAUACAGCGAUGCGAAAGCCCGCGCCUCCACUUUAGGAGAAUUUAACUUCUUUAAUGCGUGGAUGAGCCAACCGAAGAGCCAGCUCGAGACUUUCCGCGCUUGGGCUGGCAGGGAUUCAGACAUUAGCUAUUACUUAUCAUCCCACCACAUCGAUAUCUGCUGUUGGAUCCUGCAGGACAUUGCUGUGCCCACGCGAGUAGUGGCAAGCGCUGCCACAGGCAUUGCAACAAGCGAGCCGUACAACUGCGUUCCUCAAACUGAAGACACGAUUACGCUCCUGGUCGAUUGGCAAUCGAUUAAGAGUCCCAAGCACAAGGGCACAGGAGUGUAUACUGCUUCGUGGACCGCACCCCUUAAGGCUGGCAUUCACUCCGCGCAGCACUGGUAUUACAUGGGCGAAAAGGGCGACAUUACUGUGGAUCAAGCCCAUCGCGGAUAUGAUGUAACAGUAGAUGACACUGGCAAGACAUGGUACAAUCCAUUCUACAUGAAGUAUUCACCCUCGGAAAGCGGUCACUUUGAUGGCCAGCGUGGCUAUGGGUACAUUUCUAUCGAAAAAUUCAUCGACGCGGCCCGUAGUGUCAACUCUGGAGCCUCUAAGCCCGCUGAAUACGAUACACACGGACUUCCUACGAUCGCGAACACCGUCCUAACGACCGCGAUCCUCAAUGCCGGCCGAAUCAGCUUGGAUGAGAAGCGUCCAGUGGGCAUCGCGAAGGACGGUGAUCGCUGGAUCCUUCAGUAA